Molecule: messenger RNA, 738 nt
Organism: Oikopleura dioica
Lineage: Eukaryota; Metazoa; Chordata; Appendicularia; Copelata; Oikopleuridae
Source: the annotation of a GenBank genome assembly
AUGAACACAGCAAGGGUACAUGUUUCGAUCAUAAUGCCUUGGAACUGUAUUCAAUGCGAUGUAACAAUAAGAUACGGAGACAUCGGAGAGAAUGAAUGCGAAAUCUUGGGAGAGUUAGAAUGUCUCGAGGGAGACGAUGGGGAGAAUUUGCAGCUGGAAAAUUGUUACUACCCAUGCCAAACCGAAUUCACAAGCUGGCAAAUAGAUGAUAUGGUUACGCAAAGGCUGAUUCGCAGUUGCGCUUCUAGCGAAAUGAAUAUUGACCCAGAUAUAUUCAAAAUCGAAAUUUCAACGUUCAACCAAAAUAAUUGCAACUACAAGAAUUCCGAAGACGCGUUCUUUGAAGAUACUGUGUGUUAUAAUGGCUCGGCCGAGACUAGUGUGCUGGAGUGUUAUCAGGGUCCGGUUGCGGAAGUUCGAUCCAAUUUGCCUCCCGACGAUUACCUCAACUACUUCAAGUACCACUACCACUACUUCCACAACGACCACCUCCACUACAACAUCAACUACGACAACCUUUACAACAACAACUUAUACUACAGCACCCCCAACGACGGACACAAAAACAUUAUUGACAACAUUUCCAAUAACAACAUUAACUACAAUACAUCCUCUCAAAACAACAACAACCCGUUUAAUGACAAGUCCAACCACGCUAAAACCAUCUACAAGCCAAGAAAUAACUACGCUGAGAUCAACAAUUUCUUCGACAGCAAACACAAAAACAACAGUUGCUGA